AUGAAUGUAACAGUCAUAAAUGAUCGUUCCGAAAAUUAUAUCCGCAAUCAACUCGUCAUUUUUGAUCGAAAAUGGGUCUCACAGUUGCGUUUCUUUUUUGGUACCGAAUUUGAUAGCUUGUUUAUUCAUCAAAAUUCAGUGGGAAAAAUGCUUGAUGAAGAGCUUGUUUUAAUUAGCAUUAAAGAUAUGGAACUUGCAUUAAUGGGGCGGUUAAAGAAAAUAUCUGAAUUUGUAGAAGAGAAGGAAAGCGAAGAAGGAAAGGAGAAAAAUGAGGAGGAAAAAUCAUUUUUGAAUUUAAUUUAUGAAAUUGCAGUUUUGGGUGUUUUGUAUGAGAAUUUUGAUAAACCGAUAGUUGUUGUUGGUGUUCGGGAAAAUCAACGCAAUUCGAACGGGUUGAUACCCGAUGAAAUUAUUUCAGCUUUUCGAGCAAGAGAGUUGAAUAAAACUGAAAUUGGAAGUAAAAAAGUAGGAAUACCUUUUGAUCUUCUUUUUUGUGCUGGUGGUGCAAAUGAUAAAAUUCGUGAUAAAAUUUUGGGUAUUUACUUUUAG
Molecule: messenger RNA, 549 nt
Organism: Meloidogyne enterolobii
Lineage: Eukaryota; Metazoa; Nematoda; Chromadorea; Rhabditida; Meloidogynidae
Source: the annotation of a GenBank genome assembly